UGCGUCAUCUCGGCGCGCCGCUGCCGGGACUCUACACUUGCCGGGUGCCAUGGCGGAGGUGGGCCGGGCCGCGAUCAGAGACCCAGGCGCGCUGCUCCCCCGGGGCUUCUGGGCUGCGGUGGAGGUGUGGCUGGAAAGGCCGCAGGUGGCCAACAAACGGCUGUGCGGCGCCCGCCUGGAAGCCCGCCGGAGCGCCGCCCUGCCCCGCGCCGAGGCCUGCUGCCCUGGGACGAGCUCAGGUCCGGAGCAGAAGGAGCGGGGUCCGGGACCCGGCCAGGGUUCCCCCGGAGGGGCCCCGGGCCCCAGGCCACCAUCAGGACCCCAGCAGGGCACGGCGUGUUGCGAAAGUGAGGAGACCCAGGGCCGGUGCCAGCUAGAGGAGGCACAGAGGGAAGCCGCCUCCGCGCCCCUGCGAGACCCCGGGCACGCCGGCCAUGCUGAAGGAGGGGAGGGCGACUUCCCCGCCGCGGAUCUGGAUUCGCUCUGGGACGAUUUAUCCCGAAGUCUCGCCCGUGGCAAUUCGAAGCUGCUGGACUUCCUCACCUGCUCCAGGGCGGGAUCGCAGCCAGAGGCGCAGCGUAAGCUCGACGUGGUUCUCAGAACCGUCAUCCCGAAAACUAGCCCUCAUUGCCCGAUUACAGCUCCCAGGAGGGAAAUGGUUGUGCAAGAUGUCCUCAGUGGAUCUGUAACGUUCUUGCCUUUGGAAGAAGAUGAUAAGGGGAACUUAAAGGUUAAGAUGAGCAACGUGUAUCAGAUUCAGCUGAGUCACAGCAGAGAAGAGUGGUUCAUAUCUGUUUUAAUUUUCUGUCCAGAAAGAUGGCAUUCAGAUGGAAUUAUAUAUCCCAAACCCAUGUGGCUUGGAGAACAGCUGCCGGCCAAGUUGGCCAGGUGGUGUGUACAGAACAGGAAGAGUGGCUUUAAGAGCACCCUUUCCCUCGUCUCCAUCAUGAAGUACAGCAAGGCUUACCAGGAACUUAAGGAGAAGUAUAAGGAAAUGGUUAAGGUGUGGCCUGAAGUAACUGAUCCUGAGAAGUUUGUGUAUGAAGACGUAGCUAUUGCAGCGUACCUGCUGGUUCUAUGGGAAGAAGAAAGGGCUGCGCGGGGACUCACUGCCAGGCAGUCCUUUGUUGACCUGGGCUGCGGAAACGGCCUCCUGGUCCACAUCCUGAGCAGCGAGGGGCAUCCAGGCAGAGGGAUUGAUGUCCGAAGAAGAAAAAUCUGGGACAUGUAUGGACCGCAGGCUCGGUUAGAGGAAGCUGCAAUCACACCCAACGAUAAGACCCUUUUCCCUGAUGUUGACUGGUUAAUCGGUAACCAUUCUGAUGAACUCACACCGUGGAUACCUGUCAUCGCAGCCAGGUCUGCCUACAGCUGCUGCUUCUUCGUCCUGCCCUGCUGCUUCUUUGACUUUGUUGGAAAAUACCCCCGGAGGCAGAGUAAGAAGACGCAGUACCGGGAGUACCUUGACUUCAUUAAGGAAGUGGGCUCCACCUGUGGGUUCCACGUGGAGGAAGACUGCCUCAGGAUCCCUUCAACCAAAAGAGUCUGUCUCGUUGGGAAAUCCAGAACAUACCCUCCCUCCAGAGAAGCUUCCGUGGAUGAGAAGAGGACUCAGUACAUUAACAGCAGGCGGGGCCGCCCUGUAAGCCCACCUGGCCCAGGGCUUUCCCCUUCUCCACCCCAGGUCGCUUUCAGCAGCACUGGUCACUGUGACGGGCACCAAGCUCUGGACGCCAGGGUUGGGUGUGUACCUGGGGCCCGGGCCGGAGGACCCUGGCUAUCUGGAUUUCAUCCCAGAGAAAAGGCUGAGCGUGUGAGGAACUGUGCUGCCCUCCCUCGAGACUUUAUUGACCAAGUGGUUUUGCAAGUGGCGAAUUUAUUAUUAGGUGGAAAGCAAUCUAACACAAGAAGUUCUCGAAAUGAGAGUGUGAAGACCUGGAAUCGGGGAGAGAGCCUUUCCCUGGCAGAGGUCGCGAGUGCGCUGGACGCGGAGACGCUGCGGCGACUGAAGCGGGAGUGUGGGGGGCUGCAGACGCUGCUCCGGAACAGCCACCAGGUGUUCCGAGUUGUGAAUGGGCGAGUUCACAUCCGUGACUGGAGAGAGGAGACGCCGCGGAAGACAAAGCCACCAGAAGCGAAGCGGAGACUGCCCUCGGAAGCCCACAAAACCCGCCUCUGCUGGUUCUUCACGCAUCACCCUGACGGCUGUGCCCUGUCUGCGGACUGCUGCCCAUUUGCCCACGGGCCUGCCGAGUUGCAGGCUGUCCCGGACCCCGAGGAAGAAGAUUCCGUGAGCUGCGUCCGUCGUCAGGGAGGCCACACCAGGGAGAACUCACCAGCCGUCCUCAGCGCCGCUGCCUCUGCACUGGCUGGGUUUCCGUCCGCCGCCUCCACCUUCUCCAGACCCUCACGUGAUGCACCGUAUUUCAUAGACGUCACACCAGGGGAGCCAGGUGCUCAGAAGCCCGCAGCUGGGUGCCUGGCUUGGUUCAGAUGCAGCCACUUUAAACGUGCACAGCAUCUUCAUAUCACAAAGAUCGUGCACAGAUUCUUACAGUGUCUCUUGGGGGGAAAGCAGCUGGGGACACUUGCACAGGCCCCUCCCAGGGCACUGUCCCAACGCCUGCCCCACCACGUCCAGGUCUGUGAAGAGGAUGUGGCUCCCUGAGAAGUGUGACCGUGUCCGCCAGCACUUCUCACCACGCUGGAGAGCAGCCGCUCCGGAGGGGCCACCACACUGGCGUUUUGAAAAUAGGGCUGGCCCUGCUGAGGUUGUCUUUAGACUCACAGAGAAUAAAACAAAGCACCCAUCAUUUC
Molecule: messenger RNA, 2817 nt
Organism: Saimiri boliviensis boliviensis (Bolivian squirrel monkey)
Lineage: Eukaryota; Metazoa; Chordata; Mammalia; Primates; Cebidae
Gene: TRMT44
Product: tRNA methyltransferase 44 homolog
Biological process (GO): tRNA methylation
Molecular function (GO): tRNA (uridine) methyltransferase activity; metal ion binding
Source: RefSeq, a predicted model, not a curated record